AUGAAAGUUAAACCACUCAACGAAAAUUGUUUAAAUGGGAUUCUAGAAUACCUUUCAGAUGAUAAAAUUACGUUAUACUCUUGCAUGUAUGCAAAUAGAUUUUUUUGUAAAAUUGUGGUGCCAAUAUUAUGGAGAAAUCCUUGGAUUAAUUCUUCAAUUCGUUACGAUGACACAAUAUUUUGGAAAACAAUUGGGAAAACGAUUAUCAAAUGUCUUCCUAAUGAAUCCAAAGAAUUACUAUUUAAGAAAGGUUUACGAUUAAACCCAUCAGUUAUUGGACCACCUUUAUUCAAUUACAUUUCAUAUUGUCAAUCACUUUCAUCUAGAAUUAUACGAAAAUUAACCGAUAAUAUGCUUGAUGGAUAUAAUACCAAUAAUACAUCAAAUGAUCAUAGAACAUUGAUUCAAGAGGAAUUUUGGAAAUUAUUCUUAAAACAAAGUUAUAGUAUCAAAUUCUUAAAGCUUCCCACUUUUAAAAUUUUUGAAUACCCUGGUGCAAAAAAUUCUUUAAAAUUUUUAUCUACAUUAGAUUGCGAUACAUUUCUUACCUCAGAAUAUUUUUUGGAAAUACAAAAAUAUUGUCAUUUCAUAAGACGUAUCGAAAUUGUAAUGAACUUUAAUAAUUACAAUGAAGAAAUAGAAUCACUUAUUCUUACACAAAAGAAUUUACAAGAAUUAAAAUUUAUUGCAAUUGAUGAAAAGAAAUUAUUUAAAUUUAAAAAAGAAGAAACAAUUAAAUUUCUUUCACAUUCAUUAAAGUCCAUUGAAUUUGAGAAUAGAGUUUGUCUUUCCCCUCAUAUUUUUCCAUCUUUUAAUAAUUUAACUGAAUUACAUAUAAAUCUUAAAAACUUUGAUUAUAUUGGAUUAUAUUGUUUAAAAGAUAUUAUUAUACCUCAAUUAGAAGUUUUAAAUUUUAAAAAUGCUGUUGGUGUAAAUUUUGAUAUUUAUUCAACAUUUAUUUCAAACACUCAAGGUUUUCUUAGAAUAAUUAAGAUUGAAACAAAAUCUCAUCCUCCCAUUUCCAAUAUAGAAAUUUAUUUACAAACUUUAACAACUUAUUGUCCUAGGAUUGAAUUUGUGCCAAUUUGGUUGGCGAGACGUCAAUCUUUAGAUGUUUUUGAUAGUUUUUUAUUUUCUUCCAGCGAGUUAAAGGUGAUUCAAAUUGAAUUAAAAGAACCUAAUGAUUUACAUCUCAAUAAAGAACCUGCUUUAGCUAGACCUAUCUUGGAAUUAUUAGCUACUAGAUCUUCUCCUGAAUUAAGGAAAAUUUAUUUAAAAGGAAAAUGGAGUUUUUCUCAUAUUGAUCUUCGAGGUUUUUUUGAAAUGUGGAAGGGAAGACGACGACUUUUAACUUUUAAUUUAGAUAAUGAUUUCUAUUCUUAUUAUAUCGUUCAAGUGUGCAAAGAAUAUUAUAAACAAGGCGUGAUUAAUGGCGGUACCAUUAAUUACACUUCAAAGGCCUAA
This is a messenger RNA of Funneliformis geosporum, 1464 nucleotides long. NCBI's taxonomy places the organism in Eukaryota, Fungi, Glomeromycota, Glomeromycetes, Glomerales, Glomeraceae. The record is from the annotation of a GenBank genome assembly.